GGUGAAUAUAACAAAGAAAGCACACAGAACUAGAAAACAACUUUAAACAAAGACAAAAACCGCUUUCUUCUCCGUCACCAUUCGCAUCAACACUUGAUUCUUUGUUUCUUCCCUUCUCCCAAAUAUCAUGCUCCCAACCUCAACGUAAAAUAAAAAUCAUAGCUUUGAACCCCGAUCCCAAAACUAUGGCAUCAAUCUCAGGCAUUUGCUCCUCUUCCCCCGCUCUCAAAAGAUACCCCAAGCAAUCGCCAUCGUUGACCAUCUCUCUCCGCAAAGACCACGUGUCCCUCCCCGCGCGCCGCUUCGAUCGGAGCCUGAGCCUCGCGCCGCCUCGCGCGGUGGCUCAGGAGGUUUCCGGCACGGAGGCCAAGGGACUGGAGACCGAUCCUCACGCGCUGUGGCGGAGGUACGUGGAUUGGCUGUACCAGCACAAAGAACUGGGGCUCUACGUGGACGUGAGUCGGGUCGGGUUCUCGGACGAGUUCGUGAGCAAAAUGGAGCCCCGUUUCGAAGCGGCGUUUGGUGCUAUGGAGGAGCUGGAGAAGGGUGCGAUCGCGAAUCCCGACGAGGGUCGCAUGGUGGGGCACUACUGGUUGAGGGACCCCACGCGCGCACCCAACAACUUCCUCAGGACUCAGAUUGAGAACACUCUCGACGCUGUUUCCGAGUUCGCUAACGACGUCGUUAGUGGUAAGAUUAAGCCUCCUUCGUCUCCGGAGGGUCGCUUUACGCAAAUACUGUCCAUUGGAAUUGGAGGUUCGGCGCUUGGACCACAGUUUGUUGCUGAGGCAUUGGCACCUGAUAAUCCUCCACUCAAGAUAAGAUUUGUUGACAACACGGAUCCUGCUGGAAUUGAUCAUCAGAUUGCACAGCUUGGGCCAGAGCUAGCUUCAACACUUGUCAUUGUCAUUUCAAAGAGUGGAGGUACCCCAGAGACUAGAAAUGGUUUAUUAGAAGUGCAGAAGGCCUUUCGUGAAGCAGGCUUGGAUUUCCCGAAACAGGGUGUUGCUAUAACACAAGAAAAUUCUUUGUUGGAUAACACUGCCAGAAUUGAGGGCUGGUUAGCUAGAUUUCCUAUGUUUGAUUGGGUGGGAGGUAGAACGUCAGAGAUGUCUGCAGUUGGCCUGCUUCCGGCAGCCCUUCAGGGCAUUGAUAUUAGAGAAAUGCUUGCUGGUGCAUCAUUGAUGGAUGAGGCAAAUAGAAGUACUGUGUUAAGGAAUAACCCUGCUGCUCUUCUGGCUUUAUGUUGGUAUUGGGCUACAGAUGGUGUAGGAUCCAAGGAUAUGGUUAUUCUUCCAUACAAGGACAGCCUGUUAUUAUUUAGUAGAUACUUGCAGCAGCUGGUCAUGGAAUCUCUAGGCAAGGAGUUUGACUUGGAUGGUAAUCGGGUUAAUCAAGGAAUUAGUGUCUAUGGAAACAAAGGAAGCACAGAUCAACAUGCCUAUAUUCAACAACUGAGGGAAGGUGUUCACAAUUUCUUUGUGACAUUCAUUGAGGUGCUCCGUGAUAGACCCCCUGGUCAUGAUUGGGAACUUGAACCUGGUGUCACAUGUGGUGACUACUUGUUUGGUAUGCUACAGGGAACAAGGUCAGCUCUCUAUGCUAAUAAACGAGAGUCCAUCACAGUCACUGUACAAGAAGUGACACCAAGAACAGUAGGUGCUCUUAUUGCGCUAUACGAACGAGCAGUAGGAAUUUAUGCCUCCCUUGUCAACAUAAAUGCUUAUCAUCAACCUGGUGUGGAAGCUGGUAAAAAAGCUGCUGGUGAAGUACUAGCACUUCAGAAGCGAGUAUUGGCAGUGUUAAAUGAGGCAAGCUGCAAAGAGCCUGUUGAGCCAUUGACACUUGAAGAAGUAGCUGACCGUUGCCAUGCUCCUGAAGAUAUUGAAAUGAUUUACAAGAUUAUUGCACACAUGGCCGCUAAUGACAGAGCAAUAAUUGCGGAAGGCAGCUGUGGUUCACCACGGAGCAUCAAGGUUUUUCUUGGGGAAUGUAACGUUGAUGAAUAAUAUGCUUGAGUUAGACUAACGAAAUUCAAGUUUGGUAAUGUUACAGUUGUUGUGUUUGAAUACGGAUCAGAAGAAGAGAAGUUGCCUGUAAUAAUUUGGUUUCAAUGUUGAAUCUCCAUCAUUAAUGAAAGUGGAGAUUUCUAUUGAGACAAAUUCUUGAAAGUGUUUAGUUUUGGUGUUCUGAAAUGGAACUACAUGUAACGAAAUGGGGAACCCAGUGGCCAGUGAGUAAAUAUAAUUGAAUAAUAUGUUCUCUUUGCUGCCUA
Messenger RNA from Cajanus cajan (pigeon pea), 2275 nucleotides. RefSeq names its product glucose-6-phosphate isomerase 1, chloroplastic. Gene Ontology annotation, biological process: gluconeogenesis; glucose 6-phosphate metabolic process; glycolytic process. The record is from RefSeq and is a predicted model, not a curated record. Gene Ontology annotation, cellular component: cytosol. Gene Ontology annotation, molecular function: monosaccharide binding; carbohydrate derivative binding; glucose-6-phosphate isomerase activity. Lineage: Eukaryota; Viridiplantae; Streptophyta; Magnoliopsida; Fabales; Fabaceae.